CGCACAGGAGCGAGCCGCAAAAGGGGGAAAAAAGCGCGGUGAAGCACGAGCUGGGGUCCAGGGCUCUUGGCCCUGGCAGGCUGGACUUGGACGCUGGGGUAGCGUAGGCGGCUGUCAGGACGUGUCGGCGUUAGGCCACCUAGGGCUCGGCUCCCCGACUCGCCCAGGUUCGGGAGCCCCAUUCUGCCUGUUUGUGGCUGGGGACCUACCCGGUUCAAAGGCUUGCGGGAGGACUGCGACGGGAGGUGGGCGGAGCUCGCCAGACCGACCGCCGAUUGGCUGCCUCGCUUUCCUUUCCGCCUUCCUGGUCUUGGAGUCCAAGCGUUUGGAGACCCCCGACCCAGAGGGUGCGCUCUUCUCCGACAGUGAGCAUUUUCUCGCCCAAACGAGUUGGAGCUCUCCAUCAGCACGUUUCUGGAGAGUGUUUGAGUUUAUAUUUCUUUUUGUGUUGGUGGAAGAUGUUGGCAUCUAUAUUUGCUUCUACAUGAGUGUUUUGCUGGCAAUUUAAAUGACUUUCUCUGAGAAACGUUCUGUUUUCUCCUUCAGGUGCUCAUAUCCUAAUUUUCCAUGACAGAUCUUGAUGACACUAUAUGCAAAAGAUACAUGAAGAUGAUUACAAACAUAGUAAUAUUGAGCUUGAUCAUUUGCAUUUCCUUGGCUUUCUGGAUUAUGUCAAUGACUGCAAGCACCUAUUAUGGUAACUUACGGCCUAUUUCUCCCUGGCGUUGGCUGUUUUCAGUUGUUGUUCCUGUUUUGAUCGUCUCUAAUGGCUUUAAAAAGAAAAGUCUAGAUCACAGUGGGGCUUUGGGAGGGCUGGUGGUUGGAUUUAUCCUAACGAUUGCAAAUUUCAGCUUUUUUACUUCUUUGCUGAUGUUUUUCCUUUCUUCUUCAAAACUCACGAAAUGGAAGGGAGAAACAAAGAAGCGUCUAGAUUCAGAAUAUAAAGAAGGAGGGCAAAGGAACUGGAUUCAGGUGUUCUGUAAUGGAGCUGUGCCCACUGAGCUGGCCCUACUAUACAUGAUAGAAAAUGGCCCCGGGGAAAUGCCAAUUGAUUUUUCUAAGCAGUACACUGCUUCCUGGAUGUGUUUAUCUCUCUUGGCUGCACUGGCCUGCUCUGCUGGAGACACCUGGGCUUCAGAAGUUGGCACAGUACUGAGUAAGAGCCCGCCAAGGCUAAUAACAACCUGGGAGAAAGUUCCAGUGGGGACCAAUGGAGGUGUUACAAUGUGGCCCAUUAUUGCAUUUGGAGGUCUAGCCGGAUUACUAGGAUCAAUUGUGGACUCAUACUUAGGGGCAACAAUGCAAUUUACUGGUUUGGAUGAAAGCACUGGCAUGGUGGUCAACAACCCUACAAAUAAGGCAAAGCACAUAGCAGGGAAACCUAUUCUUGAUAACAAUGCAGUGAAUCUGUUUUCUUCUGUUCUUAUUGCCCUCUUACUCCCAACAGCUGCGUGGGGGUUUUGGCCCAGAGAGUGAACUUUAUUUCAUUUCCACUGUCGUUGAAACUGCUGCUGUAAAUACAGAAUGCUGGCUGCAGAAAUGCAAACUCCACCUCAAUUAGAAAAAGAUCUCAUUAAGGAGAAAAAAAUGUGAAAUGGGAUGUUUUAAACUUUCUCACCUCCCUGCGGUAUGAACAGCUGCUGACUAUUAAUGCACAGUAAAUACACUAGGGCCCAGUCAUCUUAUAUUCCCGACAGUUUAUCUGAUUGGUCCCCAGUACCAAUGAGGAUGAACUGUGGAAACCACCAAAUCCCAGAUGAAUUUUAUGUGCUUUAAAAGUGAAAACACAGGACUGAGGAUGCAGCAGUGGUAGAGCACUUACUUGCUCAGCAUGCACAGAGUUCUGGGUUCAAUUCCCUGCAUUUCCAAAAAAAAAAAAAAGAAGAAGAAAACAAUUAUGCAACUUAAUUAUUUAAUCUCCUUAGGAAGUAUCUGUGGCUACAACUCCAAGUGGUCCUGAAUAUUUUAAAAAUGCAUAAGUGUUUAAUAUGUGUUUGUUGAAUUAAGUUGUUGGACUAAUCAGUGUUUCCCUUCAGAGUCUCUGAAAGUCAACCAGAAACAUAUUCCUCAAGGGAAAUAAAAAAUUUAAAAAAACAGUUUGGUUAAUUGAAUUUCUGAGGACUGUGAUGAUUCCAGCAUUGCUCAAUCAUGUGAAACUAGUAAUGGUUUUGGAACUAAUGAGUCAGGAAAUUAUUGUACAGGGAGUAAAAGAGUGGCAGAAUAGAACUCCUGAAAUUAUUCUCCCUGCCAAGACUAAAUGUCAGUUCUCUUUCAUUUACCAUAACCACCCCCUUUAAAAUUUAUUUUAUAAAUAUGGCAACUCUU
Messenger RNA from Sciurus carolinensis (gray squirrel), 2325 nucleotides. RefSeq names its product transmembrane protein 19 (gene Faabtp). Gene Ontology annotation, cellular component: membrane. The record is from RefSeq and is a predicted model, not a curated record. The coding region runs from base 568 to 1476 and encodes 302 amino acids. The transcript has 8 exons. NCBI's taxonomy places the organism in Eukaryota, Metazoa, Chordata, Mammalia, Rodentia, Sciuridae.